AUGGAGCAGGUCUGUUUGAGAUUUUUUCUCGUCGAUUUUCGCUUUAAGAAUGCUUUUUUCUUCUACGUUUUAAUGUGUUCUUAAUAUUAAAAGAUGCUUCUAAGUGUACCGCUUUCUUUCUUUGUUGUUGGAAGCGCUAGGGGGUUGUGAGAUGGUUUUGUAGUGGGGUUGAAAUUUUGAAAUUGAUGAGUGACUUGUUUUGAAUAUUUUUGAACAUAGAGUCAAAAAGAGCGUAUAUUUUUGUGGUAGUGCGGUUGAGGAGUCUAUUUGAAUAGUUGAGAAAGUAUAAUAUUAACAAAAAUGGUUAAAAAUGAACUCAAAUUUUUAGUAAAAGUAUAUACCGAGAAACCAAUGACUAUAUAUAUACACGUCCUAGAAUACAAGAAAAUACGCCAGAGUACACACCAUCAAAUACACAAAUUUACUCUGUUACAGUAGACUGUAAAGCACGCUAACGUCCGACGUAAAACCCUACCUACCCUCCCACAGAUUGGAAAGUUUACAAAAUAUGCAGGCGAUCAACCCUGUUUUUUUCUGGGCUUAAGAGGUGUGCAAAUUUAUUGGUGUUUCUAUGACCAAAUAUUACCGAUGUGCAGGGGCAAAUGAAUCUGUCUAAUAGUAACUGUAUUAAGAAAUCCGGGGGGGGGUUAACUUCCAAUUUCCUCCAUGGUGGAGGUAUCAAUGUUUUCUGAAAUGACCCAAUCUGGGUCAUUUCAGAAAACAUCCAUACCUCCUCCAAAACUCUAGGUUUUACAAUUAAUCUUUCCAAAUGUGAAACAUUGAAAGAAUAAUGUCUGUUGGUGGAUUGCAAUCAAUUAGAAGAUGGUAAAACAGCGGCCAUGUUGGUGCCAAAUUCAAUGAAUGGUAGUGAGAUUCUUUUGUUGAACUCAGAACUACGACCAACAUGACAGCCGUAACAUAAAAUUGAAUUGACUUACAGACAUCCCCAGUAAUAGUGGAUACAUGUUCCCAAUUUGAUUUUUAAAUUUUGCUUUAAAAUGUCAUGUCCAGGGGCAUGCCAGAGACAAGAAUGGGAAACGCAAGUAUUUUUUUCGCCUUACCGUAGUUUCAUUUCUCAACAGACCGAGAGAGCUUAUCAAAAACAGCCUCCCAUAUUUCAAAACAAGAAGAGAGUAUUGUCUCUUGGUGAACCGGUCAAGAAGAAGGAACUUCGGUAUUACAAGAAUGUUGGUCUUGGCUUCAAAACACCUAAAGAGGUAGCGUUUAAAUCUUAGCUAGAUUAGGUCGGACAUUUCUUAAGAAAACUCUGGCCUUCUUAAGAAAACUUGUGGCGAAUUGAAUUUCUCAAUUUUAUAAAAUUGCCAAAUAUUUUUUCUGACUAACAGCAGUCUGGCAUUAUUUUCUCGUCUAGGCAAUUGAAGGGCACUACAUUGACAAAAAAUGCCCGUUCACUGGCAAUGUCAGUAUCCGAGGUCGUAUUUUGACGGGAAUCGUCGAGAAGAUGAAAAUGAAGCGAACGAUCGUGAUUCGUCGUGACUAUCUUCACUACAUCAAGAAAUACAACAGAUUUGAGAAGAGACAUAAAAAUUUGUCCGCCCACAUCUCACCUUGCUUCAGGUGAGAUAAAUUUGUUGUGUCAUACUUGUUUUGAAUGUAUCGUACUCAAUAUUUUAGAGUUUCAAAGGAGCUGGAUAGAAUUUUGCAUUUGAAAGUGCAUUUGAAAGUUGUAAGUUUUGUGAGAGAGCGUUGAACUAGUGCCGUGAUUUUGGCAAAGUGCAAUUUUGUUUCAAUAUUACCGAGGCCUAAAAAAAUACCUGUGGUCCGGUUCCUGACCGACCCUAUUCUUUUCUGCUGACCCUAUUAUUUUUUCAACACAAUUGACUGUGCGACCCUAUUUUUUCCGGGUGGUUGCGGGCUGCUAAUACAGCGUGCCAAAAUUACGUCUGUUGUCACACUAAUUAUUGAAGCAAAUUGCCUAAAUUCAUCCAUAGGAAAUACUCUUCUCUAGUUAAUAUUGAUGUUGGGACUCUACUGCAAAUUGCCCAGCAAAAAACCACCAAAACCAUGAAAAAAACAAUUUUUUAAAAAAUUUAUUUCCUACCUACCGACCCUAAUUUUUUCACGAUAUGAAACCGGAACCACAGGUAUUUUUUUUUACACCUCACUAACCGCGAACACUCAAGAAUUUACAAACAUUCCUUUUGGAAGUGUAUUUUCUCAGCUCUAAAUGUUUUUCAUGCUGUUGGUUUUGUUUGUAGGGAUGUGGCAAUUGGUGAUGUAGUGACAGUUGGUCAGUGUCGUCCUCUCAGCAAGACCGUCAGAUUCAACGUAUUGAAGGUGUCCAAGGGCAAGAAGUCCAAGAAAUCUUUUGAGAAAUUCUGA
Molecule: messenger RNA, 2343 nt
Organism: Paramuricea clavata
Lineage: Eukaryota; Metazoa; Cnidaria; Anthozoa; Malacalcyonacea; Plexauridae
Source: the annotation of a GenBank genome assembly